AUGUCCAAAGUAAACCAACCGGGCUUGUCUAGGAACGCUAGGAAUCGGGAAGCGGAGACCGAGGAGUCUCGCUCCACAAACGUCCGACAACCCGCCCAGGUUAACCCUCAAGUGCCUGUCACAUACGGUGACUCUGCCAUUCACGUGAGUCAAAUAGAUUUUCUCGUUCCGUGUUCUGAGCCUAUUUUCGAGGUACCGUCGCCCCCACCUUCUAGUAUCGACCAGACCAUAGCUUCAAACAUUGCAUCGGAGUUAAUCGAAGAUGGUGCAACCAUUCAAUUAGGAUUUGGCAGCAUACCUCAUGAAGUGACAUCACAUCUGCGUGACCAUAAGGAUUUGGGCAUUCACGCGGAAAAUAUUUUUGAUGGUAUCGUUGAUCUGGUCGAACUGGGCGUCAUCACUAAUAAGCACAAGCAGGUUCGCCAAGGUCGAAUAGCAGCUAGCUAUGCCAUUGGAACCAAACGGGUUUACGACUUCAUCGACCAAAAUCCACUUGUUGCCCUCUAUGAAAUCGCGUGGACUAAUUCCAUUGAACGGAUUGCUCGCAAUCCCAAAGUCUCCUCCGUCAACACCUGCCUAGAAAUGGACCUCUCGGGUCAGAGUGUUGGUGACAGCAUUGCUGGCAAUGUCUACACUGGCGUGGGUGGUCAGUUGGACUUCACCCGGGGAGCCAGUCUCUCCUCCGACGGUAAGGGUCGUCCAAUCAUCACCAUGUCCUCGCUGACUACAACCGGUACCUCAGCUAUUGUCCCUACCCUGGCUCGUGGCAGCACAGUGGUAGCCACUCGGGCCCAUGUACACUAUGUCGUAACAGAGUAUGGGAUCGCCUACCUCUUCGGCAAGACCCUGCGUCAGCGUGCUCAUGCCCUCAUCCAGAUUGCUCACCCAGAUUUCAGAGAAUCUCUAGAAAAGUCUGCUUUUGAGCGUCUGAAGACAAUGCCAGCGCCAUAA
Molecule: messenger RNA, 951 nt
Organism: Echinococcus granulosus
Lineage: Eukaryota; Metazoa; Platyhelminthes; Cestoda; Cyclophyllidea; Taeniidae
Product: 4-hydroxybutyrate coenzyme A transferase
Exons: 5
Coding region: 1-951 (316 amino acids)
Biological process (GO): acetate metabolic process
Molecular function (GO): acetate CoA-transferase activity
Source: RefSeq, a predicted model, not a curated record